Cebus imitator (Panamanian white-faced capuchin) is the source of this 1524-nucleotide messenger RNA. RefSeq names its product WD repeat domain 18 (gene WDR18). Bases 53 to 1384 code for a protein of 443 amino acids. Gene Ontology annotation, molecular function: protein binding. The record is from RefSeq and is a predicted model, not a curated record. Gene Ontology annotation, biological process: DNA-templated DNA replication; rRNA processing. The transcript has 10 exons. Gene Ontology annotation, cellular component: nuclear pre-replicative complex. Lineage: Eukaryota; Metazoa; Chordata; Mammalia; Primates; Cebidae.
GCGGAGGCGGCGCUCUGGCCCGCGUGGCGCAGUCGUCCGCGUCUCGCUGGUGAUGACGCACGGUCGGGGCGGCGGGAAAAGCAAGAUGGCGGCGCCCAUGGAGGUGGCCGUGUGUACGGACUCGGCGGCCCCAAUGUGGAGCUGCAUCGUGUGGGAGCUGCACUCGGGCGCCAACCUGCUCACCUACCGCGGCGGCCAGGCGGGACCCCGCGGCCUGGCGCUGCUCAAUGGCGAGUAUCUGCUGGCGGCGCAGCUGGGCAAGAACUACAUCAGCGCCUGGGAGCUCCAGCGGAAGGACCAGCUCCAGCAGAAGAUCAUGUGCCCCGGGCCCGUCACCUGUCUGACCACGUCACCCAACGGCCUCUACGUCCUGGCAGGAAUUGCAGAAAGCAUCCACCUGUGGGAGGUCUCCACCGGGAACCUUCUGGUCAUCCUGAGUCGACACUACCAGGAUGUCUCCUGCCUGCAGUUCACCGGGGACAGCAGCCACUUCGUCUCGGGGGGCAAGGACUGCCUGGUGCUGGCUUGGAGCCUCUGCAGCGUGCUGCAGGCCGACCCCUCCAGGAUCCCGGCACCCCGGCACGUCUGGUCUCACCACACGCUCCCCAUCACGGACCUGCACUGCGGCUUUGGGGGCCCCCUGGCCCGGGUGGCCACCUCCUCGCUGGACCAGACGGUGAAGCUGUGGGAGGUCUCCUCGGGGGAGCUGCUGCUCUCCGUCCUCUUUGACGUGGCUAUCAUGGCGGUGACCAUGGACCUGGCUGAGCACCACCUGUUCUGCGGGGGCAGCGACGGCUCCAUCUUCCAGGUGGACCUCUUCACCUGGCCGGGACAAAGGGAGAGAAGCUUCCAGCCAGAGCAGGACCCCGGGAAGGUCUUCAAAGGGCACAGGAACCAGGUGACCUGCCUGUCGGUGUCCACGGACGGCAGCGUGCUGCUCUCGGGCUCCCAUGACGAGACCGUGCGGCUCUGGGACGUGCAGAGCAAGCAGUGCAUCAGGACUGUGGCCCUCAAAGGCCCCGUCACCAACGCCAUCAUCCUGCUGGCACCCGUCAGCAUGCUGAGCUCAGACUUCAGGCCCAGCCUGCCGCUGCCUCACUUCAACAAGCACCUGCUGGGCGCCGAGCACGGGGACGAGCCGCGCCAUGGGGGCCUCACCCUGCGCCUGGGUCUCCACCAGCAGGGCCUGGAACCCAGCUACCUGGAUCGCACAGAGCAGCUGCAGGCAGUCCUGUGCAGCACCAUGGAGAAGAGUGUGCUCGGUGGCCAGGACCAGCUGCGCGUCCGCGUGACGGAGCUGGAGGACGAGGUGCGCAACUUGCGCAAGAUCAACCGGGACCUGUUCGACUUCUCCACGCGCUUCAUCACGCGGCCGGCCAAGUGAAGCCUGGAGACCCCACCCCACGCGGCCCGGACUCUCCCCGGUUCUGCGUCCCCAUCACUGGGCCGUUUUGGCGUCUUGCGGGACACGUCACGUUGGUGUUAGUCUGUUUUUCACAAAAGAUAAUGAAAAGCUGCUUUCCA